AUGGUAUUUCCAUCCUCGCCGGCUCCGGCGCAGAGGAGAGCACCAGGUAGUGAGGAGGAGAGCGGACACAAGUGUGGGAAGCCGUGGAGGAUAGAAAGCUUUGCCCCGGGUCCUUCAGCUGAGCCGCACCUCCAGGAUGAUGAGUUAUUACAUGGACACAGCCAUCGGCAGUGCAGCUCCUUAUCCUUUGGCUCGGCCUGGAAUGAUGAAACCUGGAGUGCCCGCUCCCUGUGAGGAUCCCUGGGUGUCCUGUGGCUUCCAGGGCUCCUGCUGCCAGUCCCGGCCAUGCUGCCCGCUCUGGGACGAGUCUGCCACGCAGGAGGUGCCCACGGGGCUGGAGCACUAYGGCACGGACAUGGAAUGUGCAGAUGUGCCUUUAUUAACCCCCAGCAGCAAAGAAAUGAUGUCCCAGGCGCUGAAAGCCACGUUCAGYGGCUUUGCCAAGGAGCAGCAGCGGCUGGGAAUUCCCAAAGAUCCACAGCAGUGGACGGAGACGCACGUGCGGGACUGGGUGAUGUGGGCAGUGAACGAGUUCAGCCUGAAGGAGGUGGAUUUCCAGAAGUUCUGCAUGAAUGGAGCUGCCCUCUGUGCCCUGGGCAAGGAGUGCUUCCUGGAGCUGGCGCCUGAUUUUGUGGGAGACAUCCUCUGGGAACACCUGGAGAUCCUGCAGAAAGAAGAGGUGAAACCRUACCCAGCAAAUGGAGUGAGCACCACCUACCCCGAGUCCCGCUACACCUCAGACUACUUCAUUAGUUAUGGCAUCGAGCACGCCCAGUGCGUGCCCCCCUCCGAGUUCUCCGAGCCCAGCUUUAUCACCGAGUCCUACCAGACCCUGCACCCCAUCAGCUCGGAGGAGCUGCUGUCCCUCAAGUACGAGAGCGACUACCCCUCGGUGCUGCUGCGCGAGGCGCCGCAGGACGCGCUGCAGAACGACUACUUCUCCAUCAAACAGGAGGUGGUGACCCCGGACAACAUGUGCAUGGGCCGUGCCAGCCGAGGUAAGCUUGGUGGUCAGGACUCGUUUGAGAGCAUCGAGAGCUAUGACAGCUGUGACCGCCUGACGCAGUCGUGGAGCAGCCAGUCCUCCUUCCAGAGCCUGCAGCGCGUCCCCUCCUAUGACAGCUUCGACUCUGAGGACUAYCCUGCCACCCUGCCCAGCCACAAGCCCAAGGGCACCUUCAAGGACUAUGUGCGGGACCGKGCCGACAUGAACAAGGACAAGCCUGUCAUCCCUGCUGCUGCCCUGGCCGGCUACACAGGCAGUGGACCCAUCCAACUGUGGCAAUUCCUGCUGGAACUGCUCACUGACAAGUCCUGUCAAUCYUUCAUCAGCUGGACGGGUGAUGGCUGGGAAUUCAAACUCUCCGACCCAGACGAGGUGGCCCGGCGAUGGGGCAAGAGGAAAAACAAGCCCAAGAUGAACUACGAGAAGCUGAGCCGCGGGCUGCGCUAUUACUACGACAAGAACAUCAUCCACAAGACGGCGGGGAAGCGCUACGUCUACCGCUUCGUGUGCGACCUGCAGAGCCUGCUGGGCUACACCCCCGAGGAGCUGCACGCCAUGCUCGACGUCAAACCCGACGCUGACGAGUGACAGGGACACGGGGACGCCGCUGUCCUGGGGCCGAGCCGAGGGGACUCGUUUGGUGGUUCUUUUUUAUUGAAUUUCGCUGUUCUUUUUGCUCGUUUUUUUUCUUUUCGAGGGCCACUCAGAUUCGAAGCUUUGAGGAUGUCRGGGGAGAGGGGGGAGGAAGAGGCAAACUUUUGGCAAGGAUGGGCUUUUUGUUGAUUUCCUGAAAGCUCCGAGACAGGCUUUUCUGGGGGGAAAUUCUGAGUUUUAAGAAAGCCAGAAAAAUGUAGCUCACUUAAAAAAACCAACAACUCCCUCCCCAGCCUUGGCUGUUUAGAACAAAAUGCAAUUGAAUGGAUCCCUUUGGUUGUUCACACACAAAUUGACAGGUCAGGAAUGACAACAUUCCCGAGGAUUGGAGGAAUUUAAACUUUUUUUUUUUUUUUGGAAAACCAAAAUGGGUGAAUAUUCCUGCUUUGGGGAGGGACAAUAUAGGAAAACCAAGAACUGUUGUUCUGGUUCCAUCACCUUCCUGUCCAUUCUUUUCUACAAGACAGAUCUUUUUCCUAGGAGGGAUCAAGACUUUUUAAAAUUUUUUUUUAAAGUUUUAUUUUAUUAAAUUUUGUGCCAGUAUUUUUUUUUAAAUAGUCUUAAGCUCUAAGAUGGUCUCAUUAUUGCAAUAUUGUGUGUGUUUGUUUCUGUUCUGCCAGCAGAGAGUUUUAUCCCAGGGAGGAAAAAGAGGAAUUAGUUUAUAUAGAUCCCACUGGAGAAUUGGAAAGCUGGGACUGGGAUGGGAAGGAAAAUGAACUCCGAAGUGGCUCCUGGUGGUGCUGCCUGGGGGUUCCCCUCUCAUUUCCAGCCACACAYGCUGUGCUGAUAAUGCUGGUUGAAAUUCCUGUGCUUUUUUUUAUGUCUGGCUGCACAAAACCUCUCAAAAUUUCCAUGGAGGAUGUCUUUUUGUGUUUUCCAAAUCGCCUCUUUUGCUCAAGGAACACUUUGGUGCUUACAGAAAUUUUUUUUUGGGGGAGGGGAAAGGGAGAGAUAUUCCUGUGUUUUCAACGUGGUAAAUGGAAAAUAUGCGAGUUAAUUGGGAAAAAUCAGGAAAAAGUCCAAAAACCAAAGGGAAAUGUUUUUUCCUUCCUGUUUUGAGCCACUCUGUCUUUAUGGCCRUGUGUGGGCACAGCAGAAAGGAAAUUGUCCCUGCAAAUGGGUUCUUUAUGGCUCUGGGGAGCUGCUCCCACCAAUGCUGUUGGGUGUGAGUGACACGAAGCACGCGGUGUCACCGGGGUGGGGAUGGCUGUGGGACCAGUCCGGGGGAGCUGCUCCCUCUGCUCUCCCAACCUUUCCUGCAGCUGUUUUUUCACUCGGGAGGGGUCACUCCUGCUGCCCUCAGCGCUUCCCGGGAUGCUCUGGACAGGGUGAGGGUGAUGUCCCACUGUGCUCAGGGUGCCCUUGGUGGGAAUUGGAGGGUCAGGGCUGUGUUCCCAUAUCCAGAUACAAUCCCAAAGCCAGAUCCCGGUGGAUUUGGCUGCCCCAGGGACACUCUCCCCCCGGGCGUUGACAUUCAAAGGCAGGGUUUUGUACUUCACGAGAAUCACUCCUCUGUGUGCCCUUUGUCUGUCUUUAGGGCRCAGAGUUCAUUCCAGAGGCACUGUGGGACAGCACUGGGGUUCAGGGGGGUAGAGCCUUUCCAGAGGUGGUUCCUGCCAGAUCCCAAUGGAUCAGGCCAGCAGGACAGGGAUCUGCCUGACAGCAGGAAUAUUCAGGCACAACCCCACCCUUGCACGGGGGYAGAGCUGGAGGGGAUCCCAAUCCCAAUCCCCAUUCCCAAAGGGAUGCCCAGAGGUGCUGGACUCUCCCUCCGGAACUGGGAGGACCCAUCACCUCUGUAUCCUGAAACUGGUCAUUUGAGGGACAGCCAGCCCCAGAAUUGCUGUGUUCUUAUAAAAAUGGUGCUGGAGCAGGGAUGGGAAGGCCAGGAGGGAGCUCCCACUAGGGGGGUCCAGGAAAGGAGGUGGUUGAUGCUCAGUGGGGCUGAGGAUUGUCUGAGGAAAAGAAUGGGAUGGAGGGAAAGGAGGGAAGAGAGGGUGAAGGGAAGGUGAAGGGAGCCCCAAAGGAGGAAAGGGAUGCUGCCCACUGAGAAGUGAAACUCGGGCUCAUCUCCUUGGGCAGACAGGAGGAGGAGGAGGAGGAUGGAGGCAGCCUGGCCCAGCUGGAGGGAGGAAAGGAAAAUUGGGAUCUCAUGGGUGGCAUGGGCAGAUCCAGCUGGGCUGGGACUUGAGAGAGGUGGGAGGGCACUGAGGGCAUGGGGGAGGAGCUGCAAAAGGACAUCCCAGCAGGAAGGGUUGGAUUUCCAGCAGUCCCAGAGCUUUGGGGGAUGUUCAGGGGUCCUGCGAAGGGCUACCAUGGGUCACUCAAUUCCCCUUCCACCYUUGGAAAGGACUCCCAGCCAUCCCAACUCCUGCCCCUGGCACGGGCCAUGUCCCAGGACACCCCUCCUGCUCUGCUCGGAUGCUCCACUGCCUCUGAAAAUGAAACAGAAUGGGAUAAACCUUCCCUCCAACAGAAGGAAUUGCAGGUUUGGGUACAGCCCAUCCCCUGCCRGGCUGAAUCCCUCCCCACUGUGCUUAUUCCAGGUUUCCAAGCCAAGCUUGUGUAUUCCAAGUGAUUUUAGGGAGAUGGUUAAAGGUUGGGGAGGGUUAGCCUUAGGAAGCAGCCCUGAAUUUUUGGAAGUAGCCCCUGGGGGAAGUUUCUCCAUCUUUUCUCCGGCCCUUUUCCUUCCCAGCUCGCUGCCUGUGAACCCUCCCAGAAACACCAGCUCCAUCAUCCCCUAUUUUCCUUUGCUUUUAUUCCCAUUCUAGAGGCCAUCCCAGAGAUGGGUGCUGUUUAUACACUGGAAAUGUGCAGAUUCYUCUUUGUUUCUUUUGCUUCUGUUUCUCUGUCCUUCUCUCGUGGCCUUUGGCGAGGGCUGUGCUGAGCCAGACACACUCAACCCAAACCUUCUGAGCUCCUUCAAGACCCUGAAAAUGUGCUUAAUUCCCACCUGCUCAACCCAAACCUUCUGAGCUCCUUCAAGACCCUGAAAAUGUGCUUAAUUCCCACCUGCUGGCCCAGAAGGAUGGAUUUGAGAGGGAUGACCGAGAUCUGUCAGGGAUGGGGCUCCUUCCCCCACACUGGGGCAAAUCUUACUGUUGGAAAUGGGGUCAUUUUGUCUUGGCUUGUAAUGUCUCAGGUGCUUUGGGUGAUUUUUUUGGGUUAUUUUCUUUGUCUUGCUCAUUUUCUGCUGUUCUCCCCGUAGGCCAGUGUCCCCUUGGCCCUUCUGGCACAGCCUGAGCCCUACCUGUAAACAGCUUUGGGGACCUCAAGAGCUGAUAUUUGGGAUCUCAGAAAUAAAGGAAAAAACACCAGUAAUUAUAAAAACCACCCCACUAAGGAUAAAACCCCAUCCCAAUAAUGAUAAAAACCACCCCAAUGAUGAAAACCACCCCAAUAACAGUAAAAACCACAAGCACUUUUCUGCUGCCUGUCUCUCUCCAUCUCCAUGUGUGGGAUCAUCCUAACCAUUGGACUCUGGAGUGUGUGGAAGUGGAGAUCCAUGUUAUUCCCACCAUCCUGAUCCAGACGGGAYCGUUCAGGUGGAGAAAUAACCAAACAGGGCAAAAAAUUAAGGAUCAUGUAAAAUUUCACCUUUUCCCAAACCAACACCUCCUCCAAACAAUGGUCCCAGAAAGCACCAGUAACUCCAGAUGUUGCAGGAAACAUCUCCACCUYCUGAGUUUUGCUUUUUUGGAGGGGUUUUCUCUGAGAUUUUAGGAUUUAAUUGCUGAUUCCUCGUGAACAUUGGAAAACUGGGAUGCCUUGGCGUGCUCUGCUCCCUGGUAGGGUCUAUGUAACACCCAGGAGCUGUUGUCUACAUUCCAAAGAGGUUUAAAUAAAGGAAAAAUCUAUGUAUACAUAUAUGUUAUAAUGGAAUAUCUCCAGGAAUUCACUGCCUCAGUUAAAAAAAAAAAAAAAAAAGAAAGAAAAAAAAGUAAGUUUUUUUUUUGUUUUAUUUUGGUUUUACACAUUUUUUUAAGCUGAUAAACUUAGAAGAAGUGAAAAAAAAAGAGAUUGUUAUAUUGUGCUGUUCGACUAUUUUCCAACGUGUAUUUUCAUAUAAUUUAUAUUUUUUAAAAGUGGGAAAAAAAAGUUUAAAAGUGAGAUUAAAAAAAAAAAACAAGGAAAAAGCAGGUGCUUUUUUAAAAAAACCUGAGCUGAGGUAGCUUAGAGAUGUAGCGAUGUGUGUGUGUGUCCGUGUGUUGUGUCUGGUUCCGUUUGGUUUUUUUAAAG
Malurus melanocephalus (red-backed fairy wren) is the source of this 5899-nucleotide messenger RNA. It is a transcript of the gene ETS1, whose product is annotated as ETS proto-oncogene 1, transcription factor. Gene Ontology annotation, cellular component: nucleus. NCBI's taxonomy places the organism in Eukaryota, Metazoa, Chordata, Aves, Passeriformes, Maluridae. The record is from RefSeq and is a predicted model, not a curated record. The transcript is spliced from 10 exons. Gene Ontology annotation, biological process: regulation of transcription by RNA polymerase II; cell differentiation. Gene Ontology annotation, molecular function: sequence-specific DNA binding; DNA-binding transcription factor activity, RNA polymerase II-specific. Bases 137 to 1594 code for a protein of 485 amino acids.